Molecule: messenger RNA, 906 nt
Organism: Phytophthora sojae
Lineage: Eukaryota; Oomycota; Peronosporomycetes; Peronosporales; Peronosporaceae
Exons: 1
Coding region: 1-906 (301 amino acids)
Source: RefSeq, a predicted model, not a curated record
AUGCCAACCCGUACCAGACCUUCCAGCACCAAGAUCAUUCUGUUCGCGUUCUUCGCGCUUGGUGCUUUCGUCGCGUGGUCGCUUGGAGCGUGGGAGAGUGCUAUGAUCCGAGUCGGCUACCGCUAUCGAUUGCGGCCGCUGCUGCUGUUUGUAGGCGAUUCAUUGACCGAGCGAGGCUCCAUCCCGUCUUCCAUGGGGUGGCUCUCAAUGCUGGAGAGCGACUACAGACGCUCAGUCGACAUUCUGGGCCGCGGACUCUCCGGAUACAACACGAAAUGGUACCUCAAGUACGCGAUGCCCGUUAUCCACGACGAGAUCACGAGUGGCAACUACAUGCCGUCGCUAGUCACGAUCUGGCUGGGCGCCAACGACGCCGCACUACCCGACGGGAGCAUGUCGGAGCAACACGUCCCCAUCGCAGCGUACCAGUACAAUCUAGUCAAGCUUGUUCAGAGUUUUAAGGCCAUUGCUCCAGCCGCCAGCAUUCUCCGCGUUGCCCCUCCACACGUUGACGACGAAGUGCAGAAGACCAAUGCCAUGGACGAGAAAGGAGCCAAGAAAGGGUUAGUCUCUCGCUCGAAUAAAGUGACGGGCGAGUACGCGCGCGCCUGCGUCGAGACGGCAAGUGAAUUGAACGUCCCGGUGCUCGACUUGUACUCGUACUUCAACGACAUGUCCAAGUCGGAGCGCAACGCGAUGCUCUUGGACGGACUGCACUUCAACGAGACGGGCAAUGGCGAAGUCUACAGGCAACUCCGCGACAAAAUCGACUCGGACUUCCCCGACCUUAGUCUCAAGCUUGAGCGGUGGCAGCUCCCGCGCUUCGAGGACUGGGCCGAGACCGACCCGUGGACUCCGGAGGAGAGCACCACAGUGGACUUCGCCAACGUCCGAGUGCGCGGCUAA